This is a messenger RNA of Python bivittatus (Burmese python), 2280 nucleotides long. RefSeq names its product interleukin 1 receptor associated kinase 1 binding protein 1 (gene IRAK1BP1). Gene Ontology annotation, biological process: positive regulation of canonical NF-kappaB signal transduction; immune response. Lineage: Eukaryota; Metazoa; Chordata; Lepidosauria; Squamata; Pythonidae. The record is from RefSeq and is a predicted model, not a curated record.
UCCAGCAUUCCUUGGGCGCCGAGGGCUCGCGGCGUCGCGUUCGUUGCUAGGGAUUCCUAACGGUCCCCUUCUUUCCACCUGCGGCCGAAUGCCGCUGCCGCCACUCUCUCCCGCUCGGGUGUUCGCUGAGUUGGUGUCCCCGGCCGUCGGCUUGGGCACCGGAGAGAAUGAGUCGCCCAAAGCCGCCGAAGGAGGGCCGCCUGGGAGGGAAGUUCACGUGAGUGGCAGCGCGGAGCUCAGCGCCAGACCCGAUCGGGCAAAAGUCACGGUUUACUUGAGAAGCAGGAAGGGAGAAGCCGGCGCAGCGCGGAGCAGCGUAACUCGUAGGCUGGACUACGUUGCCCAGACGGCCCGCCAGCGCGGCGGGAUCUCGGAGAAUGAUGUGACUGUGACAAAAAACUUCAGUAGAAUAGACAAUGCAUAUAAGAUGGAAGCAGAGGUCUGCAUUAUAUUUACUGAUUUUGGGAAAAUGCAAGAUACAUGUAAUCAUCUUGUUGAGAAACUAGAUAGCUCUGUUACCGUCAGUCCACCUCACUUUUACCAUACAACAGAGGCUGUAGAUACCCUUCGGAGGCAGGUAUGUGUUUCUGCUGUUAGAAGUGCUUGGCAAAAAGCUCAAGAAGUUUGCCAAUUGUUUGGACACUUCCUAGGAAAGCCUUUGCUAAUCAAGGAGGAAGAGGUGAAGGAGUGGGAAGGUCACCUUGAAGAUCAUACAGCCAAUUCUUCAGAUUUGUUGAGUUUUCAGCAGAAACUCCAAAGUGCCACCAUCUAUAUUUCUUCAAGAGUAUUUGCUAUUUUUGAAAUAAAGGGAGAGAAGAAGAGAAAAAGGGCUGCUCUUAUAAAAGUGAACUAAUUAACUUCUGAAACCAUUAAUUAGGGUUUUUUUUUUCCUUUAUGAAGAAGAAUGUACUCAGGAAGCUCUACUUGAUUUUCUGUAGACUUAAAAUUAAAAUUACAGUUGAACUGUAAGUGGAAACUCCUUCUACUGAAUAGGGUGAAAAAUUUGGAUCCCUGCCAGUUUUAGAAAACACAUACCGAUUAUAUUUCUACAAUGUUAAUGUUAAGUCAUAGUUACUCAGACUGUAUCUAAAAUUAAUGGAAAGCUUUAUAUAGUUAUCAUUAGAAUACAGUGCAAGAACAUGUUCAUUGAGCAUGAUUUUGAAGUAACGACUUGUUCUGUUGCUCAGCAAGGCAAAUGUAGGUAGAACUACCUUGCAGUCCUUCCCUUGUCAGUUGGUUCCUCCUUUUUAGAGUAUUAGUUAUUACAGCUCCUGAGAAAACUGGCUUAUCUAAAAGGCAUAUUCUGAGUUAUCUAUUAUACAACAGCCUGGAGUGCUUUUGUGUAUAUACAUUUAUCCUCAGACCUAAAAAUUAACAAGGCAGGCAUUAUUCACGCAGUAGUCCACACACCUGGGUUGAAUCGAAAGCAAUCUGCUUUUUAAAUAAAAUAUUUGUACAACAACUUCAUUGUGGUUUCUUAUCGCUAAGUUGGAAAUUGUUUACAAUUAGGCUUUGUUCAAGGCAAUGUUAAGGAGUCUGUUUUUCUUAAUGCCUUAUAACCAAAACCAGAUUGGUUAACCUCUUUACACUGGGCCACCAAAUUGUGUUGGUGUAUUUGACUUAACACACUGAAGAGGAGAAGGGAACACAUACUAGUAAUUAAUAGAUUUUGCUUAAUGUCAAUCCAGUUGGCUCAGUAAAAAGAUAAUCUGUAGAUUAAUUUGCAUAAUUUUAUGGUAGUUUCCUUAAUCACAAUUUACCAUAAUCCAGGAAAUUGAGUUGUAUUUGCAAAAUUGGGGAGGGGGAUUAUUGAAGCAUGGAAUAUUUUGCCUUCACGAAUGAUUAUUUGUUGUUAGAUAUGAUAAACUUCCUGGGUGCAACUAAAGUAAUAAAAAUGGUAUAGAGAAUAUUCUAGAACUGCCUUAGUCUGAAAAAUAAUGUUGAAUACAGUGUGAGUCAGGCCAUUAUGACUCAUUUAGCAAGCCAUGUUUAAGUAUCUUGGCUCAGCAUAUGUAAACCUAUAGUGCCUAAUAAAAGAAACAUUGUUCCCCAAGUUCUCCAUAUAAGAAAAACUCCAGAUGUGUAUUUGUAUUAUGUAGUUUGUGACUCACAGAUGAAGCUUCUGCUCAUACUGAACAAAUUUUAGAUUUUUCCAGUGAUUUUGAGGGUAGGAACUGUUCUGUGCUGUUUGAUAGUUUCUGAGCCAGGAGCAAGAAAAGUAGAUAUUCUAUGGAUGGGAAAGCCUGGAUAGCCAAAUUCUUCCAUAUCCAUAGUUUUAGA